This is a messenger RNA of Gasterosteus aculeatus aculeatus (three-spined stickleback), 3417 nucleotides long. RefSeq names its product transmembrane protein 266. The record is from RefSeq and is a predicted model, not a curated record. Gene Ontology annotation, molecular function: voltage-gated channel activity. Lineage: Eukaryota; Metazoa; Chordata; Actinopteri; Perciformes; Gasterosteidae. Gene Ontology annotation, cellular component: dendrite; plasma membrane.
UAACAACGACAUCUCCUGCUGGGAGAGAAAUCACAAAUACUCCAGAAGUGCGUUUGUUAACAAUACAGUAAGAGAGAGUCAGCAGAGCCACAGCAGUUUACCAAGGAAAGAAUACAAGAUUUAUAACGCAGAAGAGCUACUCCACUUUAAACUAGUAUUGAGUCAUUAUUUAAAUAGUAACACUAAAUCUUCGUUGUACUGAUGUUGUCUUUGUUCAAGGAGGACUUAUUAACUACUUUAUAUUUGGUAGUUUAAUCCGUCACAAUGGAUCACAUUUUAACUGACCUUUUAUUUUGAUUGUUCAUUUGAUGGGAAGGGACGUGUGUUUAUUUACCGUAUCACUGAAAAAUAUACAUUAUUUUGUAUAAAUCUAUAUCUAUGCAUUUAAAUACAGCAGACUUGGUCAUGAACACACCACUGAGGUCACUGCAGGAGUGUUGGUGGGGGGUUUUCUUCGUGUUAUCGCGAGGAACUCUAAAUCUCAAGAGACCAAGUGAAGCGAGAGUUUUUUUUUUUUUUUCUACGUCGACGCUGAUGGGCCGACACAGAAAGCGGAGACGUCUGCGGGCUCUUUUGCGGCUCAAUUGGAAUCUACACCGCUUAAAUACGCAAUGUCACAUCACCGCGUGUGUGGGUCAAACCCGGUUAGCUGCGCGCUGACGGCGCUGCCCGCUGCACAUCUGGAACCCCUGCAACCCCCCCUUUCCUUCAGCACCUGGACAGCUCCCCGCUAGUCAACCUCUGCCCGCUGUUUUUAUUUUUAUUUAUUUAUUUAUUCCGAGCACAUGGAUUCCCCGUUGUGAUUGUGGGGGAAGCCCUGCAAGCGCGUCCUGCCUCUCCCCUCCGAAGAUGUCGUCGCCCCCCUGAUUGAGAGACGGCCCGUCGUCUCCUCCGCUGAAGGAUGCUGCCUCCGGUCCGGAGGAGGUGUUUUCGUCGUGCGCUGUCUUCUGAGAGGCGAUACGGUUGCUCGGCCAACGCAAAUUUGAGGGGAAUCGCAGCCUACACACAGCAAGAUCCGAGCUUCUCUCACACCGAUCCUCAUCCUCAUCCUCAUCAUCAUCAUCAUCAUCAUCAGCGUGAAGGGAGAUAUUACCCACAUCACUGCGAGCGAGAAGGAGUCACGACCACACUCAACACAAUGUAGGAAACGUACGAGGGGUGGUAUGAGCCAGGUCUCUGCAGUGGUGAACUUGCAUUUCACACUCUGGGACAUUUCGUGUGGACGUCUAAUUUGCAGCAACAAGACCUCAACAUGAGCAACCACCAUGCUCCUCCCAAGGCCGGAGCCUCGGAGCUGGAGGUGAUCUCCAUGCAGGUGGAGGAGGACAAGCAGUGCGCGGCCCCCGUCCAGCUGGUCAGCUUUGCCUACAGAGACUUGCCGCUGGCCGCCCUGGACGUUUCCCUCGCUGGAUCCCAACUCAUCUCCAACCCAGACGAAGAGGACAACAGAGACGGGUCGAACUGGCUGAAGCCGUGCUGCGGGCGAAGGGCAGCGCUGUGGCAUGUCUGUCUGCUGUCGGCGGGCUUCAACUGUUUCCUGGUGGCCUGUGUCGUUCUGGUGGUGGUGCUGCUGACGCUGGAGCUGCUCAUAGACAUCAAGCUGUUGCAGUUUAAUAAUGCAUUCCACAUUGCAAGCAUCAUCCACUGGAUCAGCCUGGCUAUUCUCUCUGUGUUCUUCGCUGAGACGGUGUUCAGGAUUGUGGUGUUGGGGAUAUGGGACUACAUAGAGAACAAAGUAGAGGUGUUUGAUGGAGCUGUCAUCGUCCUGUCUCUGGCCCCCAUGGUGGCCUCCACGGUGGCAAACGGCCCCAGCAGCCCCUGGGACGCCAUCGGUCUCAUCAUCACACUGCGCAUCUGGAGGGUCAAGAGGAUCAUUGAUGCCUAUGUGUUGCAAGUGAAGGUCGAGAUGGAGAUGGAGAUCCAGCAGUCUGAGAAGGCGAAGGCGAUGAGGGAAGAACAGCUGGACCGUCUCACCCAGAUCUGCCAGGAGCAGGCAUUCGAGAUUCGGCAGCUGAGAGCCCACCUGGCCCAGCAGGACCUGGAUCUGGUAGCGGAGCGGGAAGCAGCCAUGCAGAUCCACCACAUGUGGGGCAAACAGAGCAGUUUCCAGGAGGUGGACGGGUUGGCCUCCGGGACCUCCGACCACCACGGGCCAGUCAUUGCAAGAAAGCCCGGGGGGGCUGCAGUUCACCACGGUCAGGACGACAUGAACAACUACAUCAGCCAGUACUACAGUGAGCCGAGCAGCGACAUGGGGAUCCCAGACCCCGCGCGAGUCCUCAUCACCACAGCGGCCAUAGACGUGCACCUGCCCAACAACUCCAGCCAGCUUCCCUCCUCCCUGGUGAGCGCGGACGCAGUGUCGUGCGGUCGCUUGCGGCGCACCGGCAGCUCCGUCAGCGAGGCGUCCGCCGCGCCGGCGUCCCGCAGCAGCUUCAGCGUCCGGCAGCACAGCAUCAGCAGCCACACGCUGGGCUCCACCACGGACUGCAGCUCCACGGUGCGCGAGGCCUCCACCUCCACGGACUACAGCGACCAGCGGUGCUACCCGCCGCCGUACAGCAGCCCGCUGGCGCUGGGCAGCGCUCAGGCCCAGCGGGGGGGGCCCUGCGCCGUGAUGCAGGAGCUGCUGUCCACGCUUUCCGAGAAUACCCACCUCGCCCAGAAGGGCCUGGACCCGGUCAACCUAAAGCCGCCGAGCCCGGCGGGUUCGGCCAAGGCCAGCCCAGAGCACCGGGUGAACAUCUUCAACAAGAGGAACCAGGAGAGCAGGGUCGGGCUGCACUCCAAGCCGCUCAUCCACCUGCAGGGCGAAGAACCCCUCCUGGAGGAGAAGUACAGGAUGAUGGAGCCCGUCGACGUCCCGGUCAACCGGCUGGCAGAGACGUAGAAGACGUGGACGUCCCAGGACUUACUCUUAAGAUGGACGAUCUUCUACGAAGCUCUGGUGUUGUCGGGAACCGCCGGCACAUAAGCGCGAGAGGAUGAACAUGCCAGAGCAGCACAAACGCAGAGACUUGAGAAAGCUAAUUUGUUAUCAGGAAUUGACACUUUUUCUGAAACAUUUUACCAAAAGAAACUAAACUCACAAUAACGGUCCUUCCCGAUGGGACUGCAGCAGGGUACAUUGGAUCAGUCGCAACUUAUUUCCAAUCUUUGUCUUUCUAUAUAAGCAAUGUUACAUUUUGUAUCUGUAGAGUGUGGCAGACUUUAUCCAGGUGCAAUGACUGGAAUGGUUUAAGAUUUUGCUAAAUGACGUCCCACGCAUACUGAAUUUAACUAAAAUGUUAAAGUAAAAUAUAGCAUGAACAUUCAAGAUUUUCCCCGUUUGUUGUCCCAUUGACAGACAUUUUCCAUCUUGAUUGUGGAAAGAGGGCAUUGCGAAAUUAAUCUAAUAAAAAAAAAAACAUGGUCAAA